Messenger RNA from Trichoderma asperellum CBS 433.97, 1536 nucleotides. RefSeq lists its product as uncharacterized. Gene Ontology annotation, biological process: DNA-templated transcription; regulation of DNA-templated transcription. Lineage: Eukaryota; Fungi; Ascomycota; Sordariomycetes; Hypocreales; Hypocreaceae. Gene Ontology annotation, molecular function: DNA binding; DNA-binding transcription factor activity, RNA polymerase II-specific; zinc ion binding. The record is from RefSeq and is a predicted model, not a curated record. Gene Ontology annotation, cellular component: nucleus.
AUGACCAACAAAGGCAACUUGGAGAGUUUGGCGCUGAAGUGGUCGUGCUCUGCAUGCCGCCAGUCGAAACGCCGAUGUGAUAAGAUGUACCCCGAGUGUACGCUAUGUACACAGAAAAAUAUUGCCUGUAACUACCCGGGCCGUCGGAAGAGAGGAAAAGCACUUCAUUAUGCCAAGGCAUUAUCGCCCUUAGAGAAACCCACCAUCUCUCAGACUUUAGUUGUUGUGACUGAGAAAGGGAAAGAGAAGCCCUAUCAGGCAUCAUUCAGUUGUUGCAAUUCUAGCUUCAUCGCUGAGCGCUUUCUAGAUCCCGUUGUCUUCUCCCGUGCGCAGUUAUCAGUAGGCAACAUUGAUGUGGCGGUAACAGAUGAAAUCGCUCAGCUGGUUGGGAGCGUAUUAGACAUUCAGGCUGUUUCCGAUAGGUUCUUCAAAUCGGUUCACAUGUGGAUGCCGAUUAUAUCAAAGAUUCGAUUUUCCAGCACCCUGCUGAAUCGAUUAACUUACAAGAAGGCUGAAUUAUACUUACUGGUGCUGUGCAUGAAACUCAGUUUCUCACGCAGGGCAACAUCAAACGCCACUCUAUACGAGACGGUGAAGUUGUUCCAUUUUAAGCUGCAGACAUCUGGGGUGCUAUCUGUCCUAGUUCUGCAGGCCUCCGUCCUCAUUGCACUCUACGAACUGGGACAUGCAAUCUACCCUGCGGCCUUUCUGUCUAUCGGAUCAUGUGCUCGCUACGCAGUAGCGCUGGGGAUUGAUAAAUCUAUUCUCUCUUCAAGUACUGAAAAAAGUCAGUGGAUUGAAGAAGAGGAAUGUCGCAGAAUUUGGUGGGCGAUCUUGGUUCUUGAUAGGUACCUUAACUUAUGUGAUCCUCAACGGCAUUUGAUGACGCAGGACGCGAGCCUAGACAGUUAUUUGCCCGUAAAUGAUGCGGCAUGGGACAAGGGGGAACCUGACCCUGAUCAUUUAUACACUCUGGCAACAGCUAAUAGCUACCACCUGGGACUGUUUGCGCGAUUCGCUCAAGCAGCCCAUCUGCUCAGCCAGGUUCUACGUCAUGUAUCUGAAAAACAUUCGAGCGAAACUUCUCAGUUGCGGCGCACGAUAUUUGCGCUUGUACAAGUUUCCAAUAUUGAAGCAUCAAUGAGAAGGCUAGAGUACUGCAGCCAGUCAGCGGUAUGCUACAGUGGCAUUAUCGCGCUUGACGAUUCGUUCUGUGAUAAACGACCACCGGGCUCCGGCGCACAUCUUUCUAAAGAAAGCUCCCUUAUUUCACAAGCAACUCUUCACAUGGUCUCAAUCUUCAAAACGGACGUUGCAGAGGAAGUCUGUGACGUCGCCAGCCCUUUUCUCGUGCAUUUAGUGUACAAAGUGGCCUUAAUGCACCUGAGAAUCGCUCACGAGUCUCCAACAGCUGCUGCUUUGGAAGAGCUUCAGCUUUUAAAGCACACAUUAAAGGUUGUUGGAGGUCGAUGGCAUUGCGCCCACGCCUAUCUGUCGCUAUUGGAGAAGCAAGAAAUUCUUUUAGUUGUGCAGUAG